Messenger RNA from Cinclus cinclus, 1342 nucleotides. RefSeq names its product baculoviral IAP repeat containing 7 (gene BIRC7). Gene Ontology annotation, biological process: negative regulation of apoptotic process; positive regulation of protein ubiquitination; regulation of cell cycle. The record is from RefSeq and is a predicted model, not a curated record. NCBI's taxonomy places the organism in Eukaryota, Metazoa, Chordata, Aves, Passeriformes, Cinclidae. Gene Ontology annotation, molecular function: cysteine-type endopeptidase inhibitor activity involved in apoptotic process; ubiquitin protein ligase activity. Gene Ontology annotation, cellular component: nucleus; cytoplasm. The coding region runs from base 1 to 1278 and encodes 425 amino acids. The transcript has 8 exons.
AUGGAAGCCUUCUGGGGUUUAGUUAGCUUGUUUCAGAGCACAGCCAUGGGGGAUGCAGCACCAGCAGGGCAGCCUGAGCCCAGGGCUUCUCGCUGCCAGCUCUUCGAUUCCAGCAUGAGGAGUGAGGCCAGGAGGCUCAGGACUUUCCAGCAGUGGCCCCACACUGCCCCUGUGUCUGCCCGGGACCUGGUGGAGGCUGGAUUCUUCUAUGUUGGCCCCAGGGAUGAAGUGCAGUGUUUCUGCUGUGGUGGUGUCCUGAAGGAUUGGAGACCUGGUGAUUGCCCCAUAAUAGAGCACCUGAAUUUCUUCCCUUCCUGCAAAUACCUCUGUGGUGAGGAUGUUCGGAACCAGGAGAUGCUGUCCCUGCAGGACAUCUUUGACACUGUGGAUGGGCAGUUCCUGAGUGCCUUGCAGGGGAUAGUCAGUGAGGAGACAGCCCUGCCCGACGAGCCGGAGUACCCUGAGAUGGUGACAGAGGAGAUGAGACUGUCUACGUUUGAGAACUGGCCACAACAUUCCAGCAUGCGUCCAGAGCAACUGGCUAGAGCGGGGUUCUUUUACACAGGACGAGGCGAUGUGGUGAGGUGUUUUUACUGUGAUGGAGGUGUGAGGAGCUGGUCCUUUGGAGAUGAUCCUUGGAGGGAACAUGCCAAAUGGUACCCAGAGUGUGAAUUUUUACUGCACUCAAGGGGGAGAGAGUUUGUUAGCAGUGUCCAGGCGACCUUUUCUACCACCCUGCUGGCUCCAAGACAUUCCUGGGAUCAGACUGAGCAAGAGCCUUCUUCCCAAGAUCCUCUGAGGGAUUGGAAAUUGCGGGCUCAUCCUUCUGAGGAACAGAGUCUCAUAGUGCAGAAUGUCCUGCAGAUGGGCUUUGACCCUACCUGGGUGGCAAACCUGGUAGAGAAUAAAUUUGCACUGACUGGGACUUUCUACCUGUCCGAGUCUGAGCUGGUUUCAGACCUGCUGCAGUCAGGCUGGGGGGCAAGCAGCAGUGCAGGAGGAAGCAGAGGUGCUGUUCAGAGAGAGACUGGAACCUCAAGACAAGAAAUGCGACCUGUGCAGCAAAAGGAAUCAGAUGGGUCUCAGCUGAGCACAGAAGAACAGCUCCGCCGCCUGCAAGAGGAGAGGAUGUGCAAAGUGUGCAUGGACAAAGAUGUGUCUGUUGUGUUUGUCCCCUGUGGCCACCUGGUAGCUUGUGCAGAAUGUGCCCUCAAUUUGAGGCUGUGUCCCAUCUGCAGGGCUGUCAUCCAGGGCAGUGUGAGAGCUUUCAUGUCCUGAGCCAUGAUGCACCCAAGGGGAAAGACAAGUCUAUAUAACUCAUUCAUAACUCUGCAGAGGGAGA